This is a messenger RNA of Fulvia fulva, 954 nucleotides long. RefSeq names its product Aldehyde dehydrogenase, dimeric NADP-preferring. The coding region runs from base 1 to 954 and encodes 317 amino acids. Gene Ontology annotation, molecular function: aldehyde dehydrogenase (NAD+) activity. The transcript has 2 exons. Gene Ontology annotation, cellular component: cytoplasm. The record is from RefSeq and is a predicted model, not a curated record. Lineage: Eukaryota; Fungi; Ascomycota; Dothideomycetes; Mycosphaerellales; Mycosphaerellaceae. Gene Ontology annotation, biological process: aldehyde metabolic process.
AUGGAUCAGAGUGCUAUUCGGGAUGUGACUGGAGGUGCGCAGGAGACUGGACGGGUACUGGAGCAUAAGCUUAACCACAUCUUCUACACGGGAGGUGGGAAGGUUGGGAGAAUCGUUGCGAUGGCUGCUGCGAAGCAUCUGACCCCAACUGUAUUGGAGUUGGGUGGGCAGGCGCCUGCGGUGGUUACGAAGACGGCAAACAUUGAUCUUGCUGCUAAGCGUAUUGUCAACUUCAAACUGAACAACGUCGGUCAGGUCUGUCUGAACGUCAAUCACGUCUUUGUGGACCCUGUGGUAUACGACAAGCUGCACUGGUUGAAAGAAUGGCUCAAGGACGACACCUCUUGGUUGGCACACAUCAUCUCGGAGCCACACUAUCAGCGAGUCAUGAAUCUCCUUAACAAAACGGACGGCGUGGUGGCAUACACUGGUCCAAAUGACCCAGCUAAGAGGUUCGUUCAUCCGAGCAUCAUCACAGAUGUCAAGACCACAGACAGCUUAAUGUCGAAAGAGCUCUUCGCGCCCUUCAUUCCAGUGCUCAAGGCCGACGUCGAUACUGCCGUAUCUACGAUUGAUGCCGGCCCAUAUCCUCUGGGUCUCUACAACUUCUCCAGCUCGCAACAAGAGAUUGACUCUGUCCUAGACCGGACUGCUAGCGGUGGAGUCACCAUCAACGAUGUUGCUCUGCACGUUGCUUCGCCGGGAACGCCGUUCGGAGGCGUCGGUGAGUCAGGUCAUGGCGCUUAUCAUGGCAAGUCUGGGUUUGAUGCCUUCUCACAUACACGACCUGUUGUCGGACGACCAGACUGGAUGGAUGCUCUAGCAUCGUUCAGGUACGGUCCACCGCAGCUCGAGAAUGUCCCGAAGUUCGACACUGCGCAGGCGACAUGGAAGCGCGGCGAGAAGUUGGAGGAUCAGUCGUCGGGUUCGAAGAGCUUUCUUGGGCUGUGGUAA